AUGGUAGGGGAUUUUGGCGCCAAUUUAUUCAUCGCUAAGCCGACUCUUUCUGGACCGUUCCGCAGGCUCCAGCCCCAUAUCUACGAGAUGGUGACACUAGGCUCCGACGACACGGCGUUGUUUCUGAGGACGAUGGGUUCUCUACCCCCGGAGUUCUUCGCGAACACCGUCAAAAAACUCUGCCUGUCUGUGUCGGUCAGCGGGAGAAAUGCGACACGGAUCCUCAGCGCCUGUACCGGGGUAAUGGACCUAGCGUUUUGGGUCGACUACAUCGGCACCGUUCCGAACCGCUCCCUCGUCCCGUACAUCUCGCCACUACCCCUCCGCAAGCUUUCUGUCGAGGUUUCCCACUUUCUCGCCCUGUUUCCGACAGGUGGGACCCGCCAUCCAUGGUGUGAAUAUCUAACCCAUCUCGACAUCAUCUUUUGGACACACGAAAUGGCCCCGGUUAUUCCUCCCCUCGACAGACUCCCUUCACUCACGCAUUUGGCCCUACGUCUCGGCCAUAAUCAACCCCAGGAAGCCAGCUUGUCGAGCAUACUUUCCACCUGUCAAGCGCUCAAGGUGCUGAUUAUUUUUGAUGACGCGGAGGAGGCCGCCGAGGAGACGGUGUGGAUGGUCGAUCCUCGAGUCGUGUUCAUGCCAUACCCUGCCAACGUCGUUCGCGAGUGGGAAGCUCAAGCCCGACAAGAAGAAUCUUGCAGUUGGUCGCGGGCGGAAGAAUUAGUGCGGCGACAUGCCGCCAACCGUGAGCGAGCUACCUCGACAUAA
This is a messenger RNA of Cyclocybe aegerita, 771 nucleotides long. The record is from the annotation of a GenBank genome assembly. Lineage: Eukaryota; Fungi; Basidiomycota; Agaricomycetes; Agaricales; Hemipholiotaceae.